Messenger RNA from Andrographis paniculata, 777 nucleotides. RefSeq lists its product as uncharacterized. The transcript has a single exon. Lineage: Eukaryota; Viridiplantae; Streptophyta; Magnoliopsida; Lamiales; Acanthaceae. The coding region runs from base 1 to 777 and encodes 258 amino acids. The record is from RefSeq and is a predicted model, not a curated record.
AUGGCGAUCAACAAUGUCGGAGCCUGUUCCAUUCUCUUCCUUCUACUUCUAACCAACAUCGAAGCCAUGAAAUACAGGGUGACGAACACAGUCCCCAACACCCCCGGCGGGACACUCUUCACCGAGGAAAUUGGGGCGUGGUACGUCGAGACAACCCUCGUCAGAGUCGUCAAAUUCAUAAAGGAACUCUUCGAGCAGCCGCGGCGCUCCGACCGGAAAAACGUCUCCUCCAUCGACAUCUUCAUCUCUGACUUCGACGGCUACGCCUACGCCAACGUGCCCCUCAACGCCAUCAACGUCAGCGCGUCGGCACUCGACCGUUAUUACGACCCCCGGUGGAAAUCGAAGUACUUCUUCCAGUCCUUGAUGUACCAUGAGAUCACGCAUCUCUUCCAGUGGUACGGCGACGGCAAAAUCCGGCCGGGAUUGGCGGAGGGGAUCGCCGAUUACGUCAUGAUGAAGUCAGGAACGUACCCGCAGGCGUCGUACAUUAAACCAGGCGCCGGAAACCGGUGGGACGAAGGGUACGGCGUGACGGAGAGGUUUUUGGAGUACUGCGAUAGCUUGAAACCUAAAUUUACAGUAGAGCUGAAUAAGAGGAUGAGGUAUGGGUACGAUGAUAGCUAUUUUACGGAGAUGAUUGGGAAGCCUGUUGAUCAGCUCUGGAAUGAGUAUAAAGCUAAGUACAAGACGGCCGUUGCCGGCGGCGAUGGGGAAGAAGGUUUGAAAGAGUAUCAUCCGGUGGUUUCUGGUGAGGGUGUGAUUGGUUCUUAUUGA